Molecule: messenger RNA, 1583 nt
Organism: Labrus mixtus (cuckoo wrasse)
Lineage: Eukaryota; Metazoa; Chordata; Actinopteri; Labriformes; Labridae
Gene: pmp22a
Product: peripheral myelin protein 22a
Exons: 5
Coding region: 176-646 (156 amino acids)
Cellular component (GO): plasma membrane
Source: RefSeq, a predicted model, not a curated record
CGGAGAAAGAGACGGACUGGGGUGUGUGAGCCACAUCUGGAAUAGUAGCUACAGAAGAAGAGUCGAGAGGAGCAGAAACUCGCGGAGACUUUCCUCAACUCUUCACUUCAGCACUCCCUUUUCAAGGAAUCAAACCUCCUGCUUGCUUCGCACCUCUUUUUACCUACUUGACAAAAUGCUGCUCAUCCUGCUUGGAGUGCUCGUCCUGCACCUCAUCAUCCUCGUUCUCCUCAUUGUGUCCACAGCAGCCAGUGCUUGGUCUGUAGGUGGGGACAGGAGCUCAGAUCUGUGGUACAACUGCAUGACAACUAAUGUAGGCUAUCACUGCAAGCCUGCAAGCAAUGAAGACUGGAUCCAGGCGGUGCAGGCCCUCAUGAUCCUGUCCUUGCUCUUCUGCUUCUUCUCCCUCAUUGCGUUCGUGUUUCAACUGUUCAAACUGGUGAAGGGCGGACGCUUCUUCCUCACGGCCAUCUUCCAGAUCUUGGCGAGUGUGUUUGUGAUGUGCGGGGCGAUCAUCUACACGGUGAUGAGUCCGGAUGACGUACCCGACACACAGUUCGGCUACGCCUACAUUCUGGCCUGGGUGGCUUUCCCUCUCUGUCUCAUCAGCGGCCUCAUUUAUAUCGUGCUGAGGAAGAAAGAAUGAGAGGAAAGAGGAUGAGGAAAGAAGGAGGGGGAAGCUAGGAGUACCCCUGUCAACAACAUCGCACUGUGCCUACUGCCCACAGACCAAAGACUGACAUCCCAUCAUCACAACAAAAGUGCACGUGUCACUAACAAUUGCAAACACAGAAUGGAGACUCCAUCUCUGCUGGGGAUUCUUUCUCAGCUCUUUUGAUCCAUUUUGUUUCCACCACAUGCUGAAAAAACAUCACAGCUGCUUUCCUCGUGAAGUUUUUUUACGACGUGUUUAAAAAUGCGUUGGUGAUAUGUUGACUUUUGUUGCACCGCGACUUCCACAAAUCCACCUCGUGUGACAUCAACGACGAGCAAUCCUGCCUUACUCCAGUACAAAGAUGUACAUAGUGUCUGUGGUUUUUAGACAUAUUUAUAACAUUUUGACAUUACAUUUUUUUUUUUUGUACAUAGUGUUUGUCAAGUUAACAUUGUCAUGCUCAUUCACGUGAUAGAGUUUCCUGCCUCUCACAAAUCAUGCAGCUGUGCCAAAGAGAUGUCACAUCGUAUGCCAGAGUAUCAAGCUUCCUCUUUUCUAGAUGUUUGACUUUUAUGCUGUUGCUGUGUGUCGGAUGCUUUGUUCCAUGUGCCUUACUUAGAGGAGCAUCUUGAAUGAAAUGAGAACAUCUUCAGCAAUAAAAAAAAAAAAAAGUAAUAACAAAUUAGAGGUGUCAAUGAAGUCAUGAAGUUUGUUUGUUUUUCCUGAAUAAUCUUUGUACUUGAUAAGCCAAAAUAAAAAUGUUUUGAAUUUUUCUAAUUGUAGUUUUGAAAAAUGGUGCUUUUUUUAUCUACUUAUUCUUGAAAUGUAUAGCCUACUUUGUGUCGUGCUCUGUGAUUAAUUUGCUUUGUACAAACCCAAGUUUGCAUUCUUUUGUCAGUAUUCUUCUAAAUAAACCGUCUGAAAUCAA